AUGGAUUCCUCAACUGCUCUGUUUAACCAGCUCAAGGCGACAGAACCAUUUUUCUUGUUAGCGGGACCCAAUGUGAUUGAAUCUGAGGAACACAUUCUUAGAAUGGCCGACCAUCUGAAGACUAUCUCAACCAAGGUUGGGUUGCCACUUGUUUUUAAAUCAAGCUUCGAUAAAGCUAACAGAACUUCCUCGAAAUCAUUUCGGGGUCCAGGAAUGAGCGAAGGUUUGAAGAUCCUUGAGAAGGUUAAAAUAGCAUAUGACAUCCCCAUCGUUACUGAUGUGCAUGAAGCAAUUCAGUGUGAACCAGUCGGCCAAGUUGCAGAUAUUAUUCAGAUUCCAGCAUUUUUAUGUCGUCAGACAGAUCUUCUAGUUGCAGCUGCCAAGACUGGAAAAAUUAUCAAUAUUAAGAAAGGCCAAUUCUGUGCUCCUUCCGUCAUGUCAAAUUCUGCCGAGAAGGUAAGAUUGGCGGGAAAUCCAAAUGUCAUGGUUUGCGAGAGGGGAACCAUGUUUGGCUAUAAUGAUUUGAUUGUUGAUCCGCGAAAUUUGGAAUGGAUGAGAGAAGCUAAUUGUCCUGUUGUAGCUGACAUCACACAUUCACUACAACAGCCUGCUGGGAGAAAGUUGGAUGGUGGAGGUGUUGCUAGUGGAGGUCUCCGUGAAUUGAUACCAUGCAUUGCAAGAACAGCAGUGGCUGUUGGGGUGGAUGGAAUUUUCAUGGAGGUGCAUGAUGAUCCUCUCAAUGCACCGGUGGAUGGUCCAACUCAAUGGCCUCUACGCCAUUUAGAGGAGCUGCUGGAAGAGCUUGUGGCAAUAGCUAAGGUAAGCAAGGGGAAGAAAUCGAUGAACAUUGAUCUCACACCAUUUCGUGAUUAG
Dovyalis caffra is the source of this 873-nucleotide messenger RNA. Lineage: Eukaryota; Viridiplantae; Streptophyta; Magnoliopsida; Malpighiales; Salicaceae. The record is from the annotation of a GenBank genome assembly.